AUGCCCAAGCAUGGAGAAAGGAACUGCUGGAAAAUGCUGAAUAUGAACGGCUUUGCGGUAGGAAGUGGCGCCAACGGUCUGAUGAAAGGCAAGUAUCAUCCAAUGUGGAAGCUUAUCUCUCAAAUCGCGUUUGGCGUACACCUGUUGGCGAAAGGAACGGCGAAAUCAACGUUGGAGGUCUUGAAGAUUCUCCAGCGCCACGUGGAUGAGUUGGACGGGUUUAUUGAAAGAAGUACUGAGGAUUUCUUCAUCAUUCAGGUGGAUGUCCGCACCCGCAUCCAGUACCUCAGCCUACCGCUUCAGAACCUGGAUGUCUUCGAUGAGAUGCUGCAGGACCGCAACUUUCGCCUCGCCAUGAUCGACUACAACGAGAAGAUUGAGCAUGCGGUCGACCGGUUUAGUAUUGCAGUUCAGGACUCUUUAAAAGAUAUACAGAAGGCAAGAGAAGCAAUCAGUGUUCUAUGGCACUAUAUCGGGCAAUCAACGAAGCAGAACAGACCACUGCCCAGUUAUUUGGCUGCUGUGUAUAACGCUAUGCUGGCUAAUACCGAAGGCUGGAACAUGGCCCUCUCAAAGCUUCGUCGACGAGGAGUUGCUUUGGAAGCUGCCCUUGCCCAGCUGGGUCUGACUAUCACCGAGAUGCAGCGCCGCGUAGGGGUUGCAAGCCGACGAGACGUGGUGUCGUUCAUCCAGUCUUCAAAAGAGUCAUCCCCACACAAGUCAACCAAACGGCGUUUCUUUGGGAAAGCACUCCCCAUCCGCACGACCAAUUCCUGGGUCUCAGAAAAGCCACUGCCCUCUGACCCAGAUUUUCGGGGAACACUGGAGCCGCGCCCUGUCUCCAGACAAAUUGAUGGCUACCGAAUGUCACAAAAAAGCGUUCCAAACCUGAGAAGUCCACAAACGCCUGAGACUGUUAGUAUAGAGGAGCAACGUUCACGUCGUGCCAAAUCCGUCACCGGUGCCGGUGAAACCCGGGGGUCAAUUGCCCUUUUCCCCAAAAUCCACAGGCGGCUGAGCAGACGAUUUUCAAAGGCCGUGCCUGCAUCGAAAACAUCUUUGAGUGAAGAGACCCGAUCUGUGCCGUCAGCACGGCCCGCCACGGCUCCUUCUAAAACGUUCAGAUCACCAAGCCCUGCUCUGGGGCAGCUGAAGGUUGACCACCAGGCUAUAAAAGAACGUUCCGGGGAAACGGUAAAAGCACCACUCCAGCGCCAACCAAAUCGCGCUGUAGAUGCGAAGACGUCGGCGAGGCGGGAAACGAUGAAGAAUCAGCUGCUGCAGUAUUUCAAGUCAGACAGAGUCGUCGAGGCCUGGGAGAAUCUCGCAAACAAGGAGAAUAAAAUCUCUCGUUCCAUAUCUCUGAAAAAGCGGGAUGGUCCUUUGAGUGUAUUCCGUGCAAGACCCACGCAACCCCCCGAGGUUCCUCAAUCGCGGACAACAUUCUAUGAGAAGGAUUUAGAGAGCCAGAUGGCUUGGUUGCAGGAAGGAAGCGAGGCAUUGAACACUUACUCCUUGAAGCCGAAAAGGGAUGUCACUCCUAGAAUCCAUGUACUCUCUGUCCAUACGACAUUGAUCCAAGAAUCGGAAGAAGAACACUCUUCCGAGAUUGAAGGAAAAGAAGAACAGACUAACGACGGUCAUUCGAUCCUCACGGCUCUUCCUUCACCACCCCCAGUGAGUUGA
This is a messenger RNA of Aspergillus clavatus NRRL 1, 1686 nucleotides long. RefSeq lists its product as uncharacterized. Lineage: Eukaryota; Fungi; Ascomycota; Eurotiomycetes; Eurotiales; Aspergillaceae. The transcript is spliced from 3 exons. The coding region runs from base 1 to 1686 and encodes 561 amino acids. The record is from RefSeq and is a predicted model, not a curated record.